AUGUCGCCACCGACACAGCCCGCGUAUGCGGCUAUCGAGAACCCCGGUCUGCGCAAGAUGAUGACGGCUGUCGUGAUGCUCUACUUCAACGCAUGGACGUGGGGCUACGACGGCACGCUCCUGAAUGCCUUCCAGGCUAUGCCCGUUUGGCAGCAGUACUUCAACCACCCGACCGGCGGCGCGCUCGGCAUCAUCGCCGCCAUCUUCUACCUCCCGGCCAUCGGCACGCCCUUCAUCGGCUCGUUCCUCGGCGACCGCAUCGGACGUCGUGCAACCCUGUUCGGUGCAUGCCUGUUCUCCAUUGCGGGCGCACUGCUGACUACGUUUGCCACCGGCCGCGGAAUGCUGAUCGCCGGGCGUGGCGUCAUGGGUGCCGCCCUCGGCGUUCAAUCCACCAUCGGCCCGCCUUUCAUGCAGGAGAUCUGCCAUCCCAGACUCCGCGCAAGGGCGGCAGCGAUGUGGUUCAUCACCUACCAAGCCGGGACAUGCAUAAGCGCGUGGAUAUGCUUCGGAACGUUGUCGUGGCAAUCGCAAUGGUCGUGGCGUCUCCCGAGUUUGUUCCAGAUAACCGGCACGGCCCUGAUCUGCAUCUACACCUUGUUGGGCCAGAUGCCUGAAUCGCCUCGGUUCCUGGUCUCUAAGGGUAAGGAAGCAGCCGCCCUCAAGACGCUGGCGGACCUUCACGCGAACGGAGAACAAGACGACCCCCUCGUCCAGUAUGAGCUCCAGGAGAUCAAACUCGGCAUCGAGAUGGACAAGCACUACUCGUCGUCCUAUCUGGAUCUGGUACGCACACCCGGCAACCGCAAGCGUAUCUUCGUCCUGCUCUUCAUCGCCGUCUCGGGUCAGUUCGCCGGAAACGCCCUUGUGUCUUACUACCUCACCCCGAUCCUGGAGUUGGUCGGCAUCUCCAACCCCCGCCAGAUCUCCGGUAUCAACGGAGGUCUUGCUAUCUUCUCGACUCUGAACUCGGCCCUCGCCGCCCAAUUCGUCGAACGCUGGGGCCGCCGACCUCUCUGGCUCUCGUGCAUGUCUGGCGUCCUCGUGUGCUUCGUCAUCAUCACGGGCCUGUCUGGCGGAUUCGAUGCGACCAAGAACCCUGCGACCGGUAUCGCCCUCGUGCCCUUCCUGUACCUGUACUUCAUGUUCUACAACGCAGGCUGGAUCACCAACGGCGCGCUGUACACCGUCGAGAUCCUCCCCUACUCCAUCCGCGCCAAGGCCCUGUCGCUCUACGUCUGUGUCCAGACCCUCGCUAUCGCGUUCAACAGCUACGUCAACCCCAUCGGUCUCGAGCGCAUUGGGUGGAAGUACUACCUCGUCUUCGUGGUCUGCGAUGCCGUUUGGCUCAUUAUCGCGUACUUCUUCCUUCAGGAGACGAAGGGAUACACCCUCGAAGAGGUCACGCGACUCUUCGACGGUAAGGAGGCCGCCGACAACGUGGCUGACACGGCACACGACCUCGAGGUCGUAACCAGCCGGAAGGAGGAGAUCGAGAAGUACUAG
This is a messenger RNA of Trichosporon asahii var. asahii CBS 2479, 1506 nucleotides long. RefSeq lists its product as uncharacterized. Lineage: Eukaryota; Fungi; Basidiomycota; Tremellomycetes; Trichosporonales; Trichosporonaceae. Bases 1 to 1506 code for a protein of 501 amino acids. Gene Ontology annotation, cellular component: membrane. The transcript is spliced from 3 exons. Gene Ontology annotation, molecular function: carbohydrate:proton symporter activity. The record is from RefSeq and is a predicted model, not a curated record. Gene Ontology annotation, biological process: transmembrane transport; carbohydrate transport.